AUGAAUUCCGGAUCCUUUGCUCAGUCUGUUGAAGUUGAUGUGGUACCAAAUACACCUGAAAGAUCAUGUUCCAAUGAUGUUGACGGUCUAACUGUCGAUUCCGCAAUUGACUUGAAAAAAAUAAAACAAUUUGACAAACAACUUCACAUUUCAGACAGGAUUGAAGAAACUAAUGAGGAGGAAGUGAAAAACACCUUUCCAAAUAUUUUCACUGGUCUAAUUGCAUCGCAGAGUCCCGUAGAGUUACCCGAACUAUCUACUGAUCUCAAUAGUGACGAGCAGAAGGUGGUUGAACAACUUGCCCAAAUUGGUGAAAAGAUCAAUGCGCUUUUUGGCUCGGAGAUUGAAAGUAUGCUGGGUCAAUUCCAUUCGACUAUUUCACCCUUUGGAAUUCUUUCUAAAAUCUUCUCAGGGCUAUUUAAAGAUAAAGAAUAUUCGUGGGGCAAAAUUUUUGCUUUCAUCCACUUUGGAGUCAAGCUCUUCUUAAAAUCUAACGGCAAUAUCAUUCCCUCCAUGCUGAAAGAUCUGUGUGUUGAAAUAGUGGAAGUGAUAGGAAUUCAGCUUGCCCAGGGAGCCUUCAAGUGGAUAGCAAAUCGUGGCGGAUGGAUUCGUGUCGGUUCAGGCAGAUUAGAAUACGCGGAGAUGUGGGGAUGGAUGAAACUAGGCUCUAGAGAGGAAGAGAUAGUGAGCUAG
Molecule: messenger RNA, 693 nt
Organism: Rodentolepis nana
Lineage: Eukaryota; Metazoa; Platyhelminthes; Cestoda; Cyclophyllidea; Hymenolepididae
Source: the annotation of a GenBank genome assembly